CUUUCGUUUUUCCUCUGCCCUGCUCCACCCGUUCCUUCCUCCUGAGAAGCAUCCACUUUUAGUUUGAAUGAAGCUCCCGUCAAGAACACUGCCCGCCAUCGAGAGAACCAUCCGCCAUUCGAAUCUUUCCCACCCUUCCUGCCCCGCUCCCCAUCCAAGGCUCACCACUUCUUUUUCUUGUGCGCGUUUUUAUUUGUCCUCUCCCUCUUUUACUUCUUCUUCUUCACUUCUUCACUCCCCUCCAGCCCCACCCUCGAUCGCACCCAGCUCCUCCAGGUGCAUCUUCUCGACCGCGCCUCAUUCAGGAUUCCUCCUUGCUCUUCGCGCUCUCAAGCCCUCGUUCUCUCUCCCGACCCGGGCUCGUUUUUUCUCCUCUUCUCCUGCCACUUUAACCAACACCAAGACUACCGCCACCAACUCUACUGUCACAAUGGCCAAGGUUAUCGACGGAAAGGCAAUUGCCCAGCACCUCCGCAACGACAUCAAGUCGCAAAUCGAGGAGAUGCGCAAGACUGCACCAAACUUCAACCCAAAGCUGUCGAUCAUCCAGGUUGGAGCACGCGAGGAUUCAAGCGUGUAUGUCAACAUGAAGAAGAAGGCUGCUAAGGAGGCUGGCAUGGACUUCGAGCUCUUCCACUUACCUCCCACCAUCACUCAGUACGAGUUGCUGGCCAAGGUUCAGGCCCUGAACAAUGACCCCAAGGUGCACGGAAUCCUCGUUCAGCUCCCUCUUCCCGACCACUUGGACGACAGAAUGGUCACGGAGGCAAUUAACCCUAAGAAGGACGUUGACGGUUUCCAUGCCAUUAACAUUGGUCAUCUCUCCAAGCGUGCCUCUGAGCCGGCUUUCGUCCCCUGCACGCCCAAGGGUGUCAUUGAACUCAUCAAGUCGACCGGCAUUACCAUGUCUGGCAAGAAGGCCGUCGUCGUUGGACGCAGUGACAUUGUCGGUACCCCUGUGUUCAGCUUGUUGACCAAAAACAACUGCACUGUCACGCUGUGUCACUCCAAGACCCAGAACUUGCCUGAGAUCGUCAAGGCGGCUGAUAUUGUUGUCGUUGCUAUCGGAAGCGCUGAGUUUGUCAAGGGCGAAUGGAUCAAGGAGGGGGCUGUGGUCAUAGACGUGGGAACCAACGCCGUCGAGGAUUCAACCAAGAAGUCUGGGAUCCGCUGGGUUGGGGAUGUCGAGUACAAUGUUGCUUCUCAGCAUGCUAGCCAUAUCACUCCUGUUCCUGGCGGAGUUGGACCCAUGACUGUCGCCAUGUUGAUGCAGAACACGUACCUCUCUGCUGUGCGCUUCUUUAAUGAGGGACGUCAGCGCACGAUCAACCCUCUUCCAUUGCAGCUUUUGGACCCCGUCCCCAGUGACAUCGCCAUUGCUUUGGCUCAGAAACCCAAGCCUAUCAAGUACAUUGCAGAAGAGCUGGGACUCUUGCCCAGUGAGCUGGAGCUGUAUGGCGAGUACAAGGCCAAGGUCAACUUGGACAUUUUGGAUCGCCUCUCUCACCGCAAGAACGGCCGCUAUGUGGUUGUCACUGGAAUCACUCCAACCCCCUUGGGUGAAGGAAAGUCGACCACGACCGUUGGUUUGGUUCAGGCAUUGGGCGCUCACCUGAAUAAGAUUGCCUUCGGAUGCGUCCGUCAGCCCUCUCAGGGUCCCACAUUCGGCAUCAAGGGUGGUGCUGCUGGAGGUGGAUACUCUCAGGUUAUUCCCAUGGACGAGUUCAAUCUACACUUGACAGGAGAUAUCCACGCGGUAACUGCCGCCAACAACUUGCUUGCUGCUGCAAUUGAUGCACGUAUGUUCCACGAGAAGACCCAAUCGGACAAGGCUCUUUUCAGUCGUCUGUGCCCGGUUAAGAAGGGCAAGAAGGUCUUUGCUCCUGUCAUGCUGGGCCGUCUGCAGCGUUUGGGCAUCAACAAGACCGAUCCUUCGGAUUUGACACCGGAGGAAGUGUCACGCUUUGCCCGUUUGGAUAUCAACCCCGACACAAUCACUUGGCAACGCGUCAUGGAUACCAACGAUCGCUUCCUGCGCAGGAUCGAGAUCGGAAGGAAUGAUACCGAAGCUGGCCAUGAGCGUAUGACUGGAUUCGAUAUUGCUGUUGCUUCCGAAGUUAUGGCCGUCUUGGCUCUCAGCACCGACCUCAAGGAUAUGCGUGAACGUUUGGGCAAGAUGGUGGUUGCAAGCAGCAGAGCUGGCGAUCCAGUCACUGCCGAUGAUAUCGGCAUCGGUGGAGCAUUGACUGUUUUGAUGAAGGAUGCGAUCAAACCUAACGUGAUGCAGACGCUCGAGGGCACUCCUAUGUUUGUCCAUGCUGGUCCUUUUGCCAACAUUGCUCAUGGCAACUCGUCCAUCAUUGCCGACCGCAUCGCGCUCAAGUUGGCUGGUAUUGAACCCGGCGAGGAUGAGGAUAAGAUGGGCUAUGUCGUGACCGAGGCAGGAUUCGGAGCUGAUAUUGGAAUGGAGAAGUUCUUUGACAUCAAGUGCCGUACCAGUGGGUUGGUCCCUGAUUGUGCUGUCCUGGUUGCGACUGUGAAGGCGCUGAAGAUGCACGGUGGUGGACCUGAGGUCACUCCUGGCAAGCCCCUGCCCGAGGUUUACAACACGGAGAACUUGGAGCUGUUGGAGACAGGAUGCGACAACUUGAGGAAACACAUUGAGAAUGCCAAGAAGUUUGGUGUCCCUGUCGUAGUGGCGAUUAACCGAUUCACAACGGACACAGAUGCGGAGAUGUCUUUGAUCCGCAAGAUCGCAUUGGAGGCUGGUGCGGAUGAUGCGGUCGCUUGCGAGAACUGGGCUAAGGGCGGUCUCGGCGCUAUGGAUCUCGGAGAGGCGGUUAUCAAGGCAUGCAGCAAGCCAAUUGAUUUCAAGUAUCUAUACGAUGUGAGCGCAGAUAUCGAGUCGAAGAUUGAGACGAUUGCCAAGGAGAUGUACGGUGCUGAUGGUAUUGAGCUUUCAGACCUUGCCAAGGAGAAGAUUGCCACCUAUACCCGUCAGGGCUUUGGCAAUUUGCCAAUCUGUAUGGCCAAGACGCACUUGUCACUGUCGCACGAUCCUAAGCUGAAGAACCGCCCAUCAGGGUUCAAGAUUCCUAUUCGUGAUAUCCGCGCAUCUGUGGGAGCAGGGUUCCUGUACCCAUUGUGCGGUGCUAUGCAGACGAUGCCUGGAUUGCCAACUCGUCCUUGCUUCUAUGAUGUCGACAUUGACUUUGAGACCGGCAACGUCGUCGGCCUGUUUUAAAUAAGCAAUCAGGCACGGAAGGAGAUAUGUUUUCCAGGGGAUGCAAAGAAAAUAAAUGAAAACUGCCGAUCGGAAUCUUAAGAUGUUUUAGCAUUCGAAUAAAACCGAGGAAUAUCUGUUCUCACACUGUGUUAUUGUUGCAUUUUUGCAUGGAGUGCUGUGUUAAUGCAAUAAAAGAAGGAUUUUUUUUCCUCCGAAUUCGCUGCUCGCAAUCUCCU
Messenger RNA from Gamsiella multidivaricata, 3462 nucleotides. Its product is annotated as formate--tetrahydrofolate ligase-domain-containing protein. The transcript is spliced from 9 exons. The record is from RefSeq and is a predicted model, not a curated record. NCBI's taxonomy places the organism in Eukaryota, Fungi, Mortierellomycota, Mortierellomycetes, Mortierellales, Mortierellaceae. Bases 68 to 3244 code for a protein of 1058 amino acids. Gene Ontology annotation, cellular component: cytosol. Gene Ontology annotation, biological process: tetrahydrofolate interconversion. Gene Ontology annotation, molecular function: ATP binding; methylenetetrahydrofolate dehydrogenase (NADP+) activity; formate-tetrahydrofolate ligase activity.